GUGCCGCUUCCCCUGCCCGGGCUGCGGCGUGUGGAGGGGCUGCGGGGCACCGGGCGGCGCAGCCUGCAGCGCGGCAGGCUCCGGCUGAGACCCAGCCGGGCGACCGGGGCUGGCGCCCUGCGGAGGGAGAGGGCACGGAACAGGCUCGGGACCCUUGGGCUGCGCACGGCGCGGGCGGAGGGCGCAGCGAGGCGCUGGCGGGUGAUGGGAAAUGCAGCUGACGGCAGAACCGGGUCCGGUGAAUAGCGCCGGUUGGUAGGACCCGAACCACUUGGGACGCCGGCCUGCAUCCCCCUCUUCGGCUCCGAUUCAAAACCGCUUUGCGGCGGAGCAGGGUUUUUCCGCUUCCCCGGGGCUGUGCGCUGCGGCGGAGCCCCGGCGCUUAGGAGGAAUCGGAGAUCUGGGGCAGCACCCUCCUCCCCACCCCCAGAGUUUGGGCUCCCGGGUUUUUGUUGGGGUGGGGGGUGGAGGAGAUGGACCCCGAAGGGCGAGAGAGCCGGGCUGCGCUCGGGCCCGCGGCGGCCGGGCAGGAAAGGGUUAAGCCGGCGCUCGCCCGCGGCGGCCAGCUGCUAGUGGGUCCGGUCCGCCCGCGCGGAACCGAGCGCGGAGCGCGCCUGGUGGAAUCCCGGCUGGAGUCGGGGCGAUGGGGAGAGGGCCCGGACCCCUCCCCGCCCUGCGGCCGGCGGGAUUGGGCCGGCAGGGGGCCAGCCCGGAAGCCGGCUUCCUCCAGGCUCCCCCUCUCGCGGCUGCCGAGUCGCCUGCAGCCAGGGUGGCCGAGCGUUCGUUCUGCGCUCCCUGCGGAGGAGAUGUGAGGGCUUUUCUCUUGGGGGAGAAAUCGGUGGUCGAGCGCCUGCCCAAAUCACAUGCCACCCUGCUCAGAGGGAAGCCUCCACCCCGGGGAUCCCCGAAGGAGAGCAACGUCACACUUCCUGAGGACAGCCAGGAGGACUCUGGCUUCUGCUGAGCUUUGCAUCUUGCCUCCUUCCUUCCAAAGGCUCCAGACCCAAGCUCCACGUCCUCGAAUCCCGCGUGCCCCUGGCCAGGCGCUCCACAGCCCCUCAGGGCCAGCCCAGUUCUGGAGCUCACCUCCAGGACCUGGAGCCCGCCCUCCUGCCCAGAAUGACUCACCAUUAUUUCUCGCUCAAGUGAGGAGACGUGAUGGGCAGUCGGACUGCCGAUUUGUGUAUCUAGGAUUCCCACGGUAUCUGAUCAGCUCUUCGAGGAAGAGAGCUUCCGGUUCCUGCCUUGUCAGCCAAGGGAGGCUGUCUCUCUGGUCCUCAGAGAGCCCUCGGGGCUCUCCUGCAGGAAUCCAGGCCAAUGCUUCUGUGUUUCCUGGGGCCGUAAGCAGCACCCUGAGUUCCCUGCUGCCGGGCAGCUGGAAGGCAUAGUGUGAGGCCCUUCUCUCAGCCCCCAUAAUGACAGUGGCCACCGGAGAGCCAGCGGACGAGGCCGCCGCCCUCCCCGGGCACCCGCAGGACACGUACGACCCCGAGGCCGACCACGAGUGCUGUGAGAGGGUGGUCAUCAACAUCUCGGGGCUGCGCUUUGAGACCCAGCUCAAGACCUUAGCCCAGUUUCCAGAGACCCUCUUAGGGGACCCAAAGAAGCGGAUGAGGUACUUUGACCCCCUCCGAAAUGAGUACUUCUUCGAUCGGAACCGGCCCAGCUUUGAUGCCAUUUUGUACUAUUACCAGUCGGGUGGCCGCUUGAGACGGCCCGUGAACGUGCCCUUGGACAUCUUCUCUGAAGAAAUUCGGUUUUAUGAGCUGGGAGAAGAAGCGAUGGAGAUGUUUCGGGAAGACGAAGGCUACAUCAAGGAGGAAGAGCGUCCUCUGCCCGAAAAUGAGUUUCAGAGGCAGGUGUGGCUUCUCUUUGAAUACCCAGAGAGCUCAGGGCCUGCUAGGAUUAUAGCUAUCGUAUCCGUCAUGGUCAUCCUGAUCUCCAUCGUCAGCUUCUGCCUGGAGACCCUGCCCAUCUUCCGGGAUGAGAACGAGGACAUGCAUGGGAGCGGGAUGACCUUCCACACUUACUCCAACAGCACCAUCGGGUACCAGCAGUCAACCUCCUUCACCGACCCUUUCUUCAUUGUCGAGACUCUUUGCAUCAUCUGGUUCUCGUUCGAAUUCUUGGUGCGGUUCUUUGCCUGCCCCAGCAAAGCCGGCUUCUUCACCAACAUCAUGAACAUCAUUGACAUUGUGGCCAUCAUCCCCUACUUCAUCACCCUGGGGACGGAGCUGGCCGAGAAGCCAGAGGACGCCCAGCAAGGCCAGCAGGCCAUGUCAUUGGCCAUCCUCCGUGUCAUCCGGUUGGUAAGAGUCUUUAGGAUUUUCAAGUUGUCUCGACACUCCAAAGGUCUCCAGAUUCUAGGGCAGACCCUCAAAGCCAGCAUGAGAGAAUUGGGCCUCCUGAUAUUCUUCCUCUUCAUCGGGGUCAUCCUUUUCUCUAGUGCUGUCUAUUUUGCAGAGGCCGAUGAGCGAGAGUCCCAGUUCCCCAGCAUCCCGGAUGCCUUCUGGUGGGCAGUCGUCUCCAUGACAACUGUAGGCUAUGGAGACAUGGUUCCGACUACCAUUGGGGGAAAGAUCGUGGGGUCCCUCUGUGCAAUUGCAGGUGUGUUAACCAUUGCCUUACCGGUCCCCGUCAUAGUGUCCAACUUCAACUACUUCUACCACCGGGAGACAGAGGGAGAGGAGCAGGCUCAGUACCUGCAAGUGACAAGCUGUCCAAAGAUCCCGUCCUCCCCCGACCUGAAGAAAAGUAGAAGUGCCUCUACCAUUAGUAAGUCUGAUUACAUGGAGAUCCAGGAGGGGGUCAACAACAGUAACGAGGACUUUAGAGAGGAAAACUUGAAAACGGCCAACUGCACUUUGGCUAAUACAAACUAUGUGAAUAUUACCAAAAUGUUAACUGAUGUCUGAUUGAAACCUAUUAACACACCCGCAGCUCCAUGGAACUCCUGCAGAUACAGCAUAAAUAGCCUGCAUUGUAGUCAGUGUGUUCUACAGUGUACAUCUGGUUCUGCAUGGGAAGCAGUAGUCGUGCAAGUGACUUUCGAUCUUUUGAUUUUUGAUUUAGAACACAGAAUAUCUAUCCCUGGCUUUCAUGCAAAUAAAUCUUCAUCACUGGCCUAGGGGUUUCCAAACAGGGGAGUCCCCUAUGGAGCCAGAAUUUCAGAAAGACACACUGGGGCCACCUCAUAGUGGACACAUAACCCGCCCCAUCGGUGCCACCUUCCUUUCUGAAUUAAAUGCGCACACCCUCCCCUCCUCCCUGGGAGACGCACCCCACCCUCCCCAGCCUCUGGGGCCCCGAACCCCCUGGGCCCAUAGGAGCCCCACCUCCUGCUUCACAGAGGAAAACCAUGGUGGCUUAGCUUGAAAGCACGGGGAACUAUUCAAAAGGUCAUUUCCCAUUUUUGCAUUGAGAAGAACACGCAGGCCUGCCGUAUUGGAAUUAGACUCUCUGUGUCAUGGGCUGGGGUUUGUGAAUUGCACUUGCCAAGUUGAUGCUUCGGAGGCUUGUGUUUCAUAACGGAAAAUGCUGCAUUUGGUUUUUCUCUGCAGUGUGGCUGUGAGGGAACCCCAGGGGGAGGGACAGUCAGGAUGACCGAACAUGAGUGGUCGAGUUGCACGCUGGCUCUCAGGCCGCUGGGGAGAAGCUAACCAACCCAGGGACCUCUCGGCUUCGGAUCUCUCCAUUUUCGCAGGCUUCAGGGUCACAAAACGUCUGACUCCUGCGUGCCGCUGGAGUGUGCAGACAUAUGCUUUCCUUGCACCGUGCCCGCGGUGCUGACCCCCGCAGUGCCAUUACCAGUAAUGAGCUAGAGCUGCAUGGGUGUUUGUUGCAUGCAUCUCGAUAUUUAAACCACAGGAGAUAACCUAUUUUCUUAGUAGCCUACACAGUAUUCAUAUCUAGAGUAUUAAGAUCCCUGGAGUGGCACUGAGCUAGGGGGUGUUUUGGUUGGUUUUGGUUUUCUCCGCCCCCCCCCGCCCCAAUCAGAAGACAAAAAGCCCUCAGUCAGGAGAAUAAAAAAGAGACUGUUUGGCAUGGGGAACCCCAACUUCCGGCUCCCCAGUCCACCCCAUCCCUGUUCUUCGACCUGGGGGCACAGACCUUUGCAAAGCCCAGAAGGGGGAGCAAGGGAAGCCGCUCUCUGAAACCUCACAUCACCGCACCUUACGACUGAACCUAGUUAUGGGGAUGACUCUCUAGCUGACCCAGGCAUCUGGGCCUGAGGACAGGCGGAUUUGAGGAUCCAGUGUAUAUAAGCAUAUAUUGAGUAUCUCUCUCAUGAGUUCCUCUACCUAUCUCGCUAUAGAAGAAAUUGCAUUUGAACCUUGUAUAAGCUUAUGCAAUAUUUCUGAUACAGGGCAACUUACGCAUGUGUUUGACUAUGUGCACUAGCGUAUGUAUGUAUAUGUACUACAUGCAUACAUACAUGUGUG
This is a messenger RNA of Mustela erminea (ermine), 4442 nucleotides long. It is a transcript of the gene KCNA2, whose product is annotated as potassium voltage-gated channel subfamily A member 2. Gene Ontology annotation, molecular function: protein binding; delayed rectifier potassium channel activity. Lineage: Eukaryota; Metazoa; Chordata; Mammalia; Carnivora; Mustelidae. Gene Ontology annotation, biological process: potassium ion transmembrane transport; protein homooligomerization. Gene Ontology annotation, cellular component: voltage-gated potassium channel complex; juxtaparanode region of axon; membrane. Bases 1416 to 2915 code for a protein of 499 amino acids. The transcript has 3 exons. The record is from RefSeq and is a predicted model, not a curated record.